Mucor mucedo is the source of this 1991-nucleotide messenger RNA. RefSeq names its product MIF4G-domain-containing protein. Gene Ontology annotation, cellular component: catalytic step 2 spliceosome. The transcript has 3 exons. The record is from RefSeq and is a predicted model, not a curated record. Bases 43 to 1944 code for a protein of 633 amino acids. NCBI's taxonomy places the organism in Eukaryota, Fungi, Mucoromycota, Mucoromycetes, Mucorales, Mucoraceae. Gene Ontology annotation, molecular function: RNA binding; protein binding. Gene Ontology annotation, biological process: mRNA splicing, via spliceosome.
GUUUAUUUUAAUUUUUUUAGUGUACGUAAAAAAAAAGAAAUAAUGAGUAGCGAGUUAGAGACCAAAGUAAACACAACGCGAGCGGGAGGAGCGUACAUUCCACCUCAUCGUUUGCGUCAAAUGCAACAAAAUGUCAAAGAUACCACCACUGAAGAAUAUCAACGGAUUACUUGGGAAGCACUCAAGAAAAGCAUCAAUGGUCUCAUCAAUAAAGUAAACACGUCCAAUGUGAAAAUGAUUAUACCUGAAUUGUUUGGAGAAAACCUGGUGAGAGGAAGAGGACUUUAUUGUCGUAGUAUGAUGAAGGCACAGACUGCAAGUUUGCCUUUUACGCCUGUGUACGCGGCUGUGACGGCGGUGGUCAAUACCAAGCUACCUGCCGUCGGUGCUCUUCUCUUGACACGUCUUGUGCUCCAAUUUAGAAGAGCCUUUCGACGUAAUGAUAAGACAUCGUGUUUGGCGACUACCAUGUUUAUUGCACAUUUAACAAACCAGCUUAUUGCUGACAAGGUAUUGGCGCUUCAGAUUUUAGCACUAUUAUUGGAACGACCUACGGAUGAUUCUGUGGAAAUUGCAGUUGGUUUUAUGCGAGAAGUGGGAGCGCUUUUAGCUAAUGUGUGUCCUAAGGCGAACAAUGCGAUUUACGAACGAUUCCGGGCUGUUUUACAUGAAGGAGAGAUUGAUAAACGUAUUCAAUACAUGAUUGAAGUGCUUUUCCAGGUUCGAAAAGAUAAAUACAAGGAUAAUCAACCUGUGAUGGAAGAACUUGAUUUGGUGGAAGAAGAUGAUCAGAUUACGCAUAACAUUAGUUUGGAUGAUGACGAUCUUGAUGCGGAAGAGAUGCUGAAUAUCUUCAAGUAUGAUCCUAAUUAUGACGAGAAUGAAGCAAAAUACAGCGCCAUCAAGGCAGAGAUUUUAGGUGAAGAUGGGUCGGAUGAGAGUGGGUCCUCGGGCGACGAUGAGAGUGGCAGUGCCAGUGAAGAUGAUGAAGAGGAUGAUGAAGAAGAAAACAAGAUGGAGAUUAUGGAUCAGACAAAUAACGAUAUUAUUGAACUGCGUCGAAAGAUUUAUUUAACUGUCAUGUCGAGUGUCAACUUUGAAGAAGCUUGUCAUAAAUUGAUGAAAUUACAUAUUCCUGAAGGACAUGAGGUCGAACUUUGCAACAUGAUUAUUGAAUGUGCCUCGCAAGAACGUACGUAUUUGAAAUACUAUGGGUUAAUGGCCGAACGUUUCUGUAAGAUGAACCGUACAUGGGUGGAAAACUUUACGAACGCAUUCAACGAGAUUUACGACACGAUUCAUCGAUAUGAAACGAACCGACUUCGUAAUAUUGGUAAAUUAUUUGCGCAUCUUUUUAAUACGGAUUCUCUUCCUUGGACAGCAUUCCAAAUUAUUCGAUUGACGGAAGAAGAUACAACAUCUGCUUCUCGUAUUUUUGUCAAAAUUUUGUUCCAAGAGAUCAGUGAGUUCUUGGGUCUUAAGACAUUAAAGGAACGUCUAUUGGAUCCUUACAUGUUGGAAAGUUUGUCAGGUAUGUUUCCCAAGGACAACCCAAAGAAUACGCGUUUUGCCAUCAAUUACUGGACAAGUAUUGGAUUGGGUGCAUUGACGGAGGAAUUGCGUGAUUGGUUAAGAACAGCCCCACAACAAAUGAUGAAACGUGAAGUCAGCUCCUCUUCAGGCAGCUCAUCUUCCGGAAGUGAUAGCGAUAGUUCUUCUGGCAGCAGCAGUAGUGGAAGUGACAGUGACAGUGGCAGUAGUAGUAGUGGAAGUGAUUCUGAUUCUCGCUCUCGUCGUCGUCGUCCUAGUCGUCGUAGUAGCCGUCGUGGCCGUAGUUCUAGCAGCAGUGGAAGCAGUCGCAGUCGUAGUCCGUCCACUCGUCGUCAUCGCAACGAAGGUCAUAGUCGUCGUCGUCGUAGCUCCACUCCUCCUCGCCGCCGUUAAAUAUACAUGUAUACAAAAAAAAAUAUGCAAUAAUAAUAAAAAAAAAA